Messenger RNA from Tympanuchus pallidicinctus (lesser prairie-chicken), 2543 nucleotides. RefSeq names its product KIAA1191 ortholog. Gene Ontology annotation, cellular component: cytoplasm. The transcript is spliced from 7 exons. The coding region runs from base 78 to 1004 and encodes 308 amino acids. NCBI's taxonomy places the organism in Eukaryota, Metazoa, Chordata, Aves, Galliformes, Phasianidae. The record is from RefSeq and is a predicted model, not a curated record.
CCGCGCCUCCCGCCGCGCCGGCCCGCCAGUCCCGCUGAUUCCGCCGGUCCCGCCUCGCCGCGGACCGCAGCGCCGCCAUGAGCGCCCGGCAGCCGGACGCCCCCGCGCUGGAGCGGCGCGGCGGGGCGCUGCCCGGCAGGAUGUCGCUGCCGCUGGGCGUGCCGCGGAGGGCCUUCAGCUACGACGACGCCCUGGAGGACACGGCGCCCAUGACGCCGCCGCCCGCCGACUUGUGCGCCAACGUGCUGUGGAAGCAGCCCGUCAUCCCCGAGCGCAAGUACCAGGAGCUCGCCAAGAUUGAAGAAGGGGAUGCUAACAUGAAUGCACCUGUCAUAACUCCUUCAUCUUCCACCGAAAGUGUGAAUAAGGUACCUGUGGUGAAGGCCAAGGCCACUCAUAUCAUCAUGAACUCUCUCAUUACAAAGCAGACUCAGGAGAGCAUCCAGCGCUUUGAGCAGCAGGCAGGGUUGAGAGAUGCUGGCUACACCCCCCACAAAGGCCUCACUGCAGAGGAGACGAAGUACCACCGUGUGGCUGAGGCGGUGCACAAACUAAAAAUGCAGAGUGGAGAAAUGACAAAAGAUGACAAACAAACAUCUUCUGCUCAGUCCACUCCAAGCAGUACUCCCCACUCCUCUCCCAAGCAUAAAAGCAGGGGUUGGUUUAGUCAGGGAUCCUCCGCUUCUAUCACUGCCCCAGACUUUGUUGCCAUGGAAGCUGGUGGGGACAGGUUGCCAUCUGAAAGGUGGAGUUUUUUUGGACCCAAAGCCAUCCAGAAGUCCACCAAUGAUCCAGGAGGCUUUACCAUCCAAUCUUAUAAGGGUGCUCAGAAGCCAUCCCCGAUGGAGCUGAUGCGUGCCCAGGCUACUAGAAUGACAGAGGAUCCAGUCACCUUCAAGCCACCCAAAAUGGACAUUCCAGUCACAGAAGGGAGGAAACAAUCUUCACAUUCCCACAAUAUCAAACCUCGGGAUCUGAAUGUGCUCACUCCAACUGGAUUCUAGGAAGAGUGGUUCUGGUGUCCUCAAUGGGCUACAGGGUAUCUUAAGCUCUGCUUUCCUGACCCACUGUGCUGCAGUAAAAUAGGAAUAUCUCCUUUCCAGCUCUCCAUCUCAGAAAAGGAAACAACUGUGACUGUCCUGAAUUCAGGCCUGAAUUGGUCUUGGAAAAACUCUUGCACUCAUACUAAACCAAUGUAAAUCAUCUUCUCUGCUGUACUACACUAGUCCUGUGUGCUCUGCAGCACUAGGAGACGUGCUUCCCAGUCACUGUGCUGCAGUAAAACCUGGAACUGAUUUCUGUGGGAGAGGACUGCAUGUAGUGUGCAGUAGGCUGGCUUGUCUGCCUGUAGUCUGUCUUGUCAUGCUCAAUGCUGAAGUACCCUCAAGAGGACCAUGGUUCUGUCUGUUGUUUACAGAACACCAACAGAAAAUGGUGAAAACAAGCAAGGACCGAAAACUGGACCACUGAAUGCCAGGAGGAAAGCUACUCUGGCCACGUGAUAGUCUGCUUUAAAUGUGCAGCUCACUUCUGUUGUCACCUCAUAGUUCACCUAGUACUUGUUCCUGGUUUAAUUUCAGAAGAGUGGAGCACUGUCUGCUCUAAGAUGCUCUUGUUAGAAAGGCAGGGAGCAGAAUCUAACGGGACCUGACAGUAAUAAGGAGGAAUUGUUUCUCUUCCAAGUCUUCAGGUUCCUCUAAAAAUGGUGGGAAUGACCAGAGCUGGUGUGGCUUGAGCCAUAUGAUCUUCUCUGUGUGUAAAACAACACUGUCCUGGCCUGUCCUAGACAACAGACAUACAGUAGUUGUGACACUCUGGCUUGAUUGUUUUUGUUCUAGCAUCUUGUGUGAACCAUGUAUAGAAGUCUAUUAGACAUCAGUGGCACUUCUCAAAUGCAGCCCUUUUUUUGUUUUGUUUCAUCAGCAUUAAAUAGGUUUUGCAGGGCUGGCAGAAGGCAGAGUGGAAGAUGAAGAAUUCCUUCACUCAGUAGUACAGACAGUUCACACUUUUAUGAAUAAUGGGAGGACCUCCUAGCUACCAUCCAGUCCCCUUGUGCACUGUAGGCAGCGUUGCUGUGUGAUCGUUACCUGUCCUGUGGCAACCAGGCAUCCUCUUCCUUGACAUCAUGAUUGUGUUGCAGAGUGCCCUCAGCCAGAAGCAGGCUUUCUGUAGUGGGGAGAGUGGCACCCUCAUGUGAAGCUCUUCUGUUACGAGGACUUCUCACAGAGUUGACUUAAGGUAGCAGUUGUGCUCUGCAGUGUCUGCCUGCUCCAGCCAUCCAUCCAUGAGGGUGAGGCAGGAUUGGCUCACUUGGCCAUCUGCUGUACCCUCUGAAGAACUGUAUUUUGUGGCUCUGCUUCAUCGUAAGCUUCAACAACACUGCCAGAUAUUGAAAAUCUCCCACUCAACUGAGCAGUUAUUGCCACCAGUCACUUGCACCUUGGGAAUCAAUCUCUUAUUUGACGUUAAUUUAUUGUCUGUGUCAUGUCUUUGUGUAUGAUUUUUUUUGUUUAUUACAAGAAAAUAAAAUCCUUGUGAAAUGA